This is a messenger RNA of Daktulosphaira vitifoliae (grape phylloxera), 536 nucleotides long. RefSeq lists its product as uncharacterized. Lineage: Eukaryota; Metazoa; Arthropoda; Insecta; Hemiptera; Phylloxeridae. The transcript has 4 exons. The record is from RefSeq and is a predicted model, not a curated record. The annotation marks the transcript as partial.
GACCUCAUUAAUGUUAUGUUUUAAAACAAUCACAAAAAAUGAAAAUAUUGUUGGUCUUCUCUUGAAAGAUAAUUUUUGUUUAACGAUGGAAAAACUUCUCCGAGAAAAUAAAAGACAUCUGAAGAAAAACAAACAAUGGAUAUUCAUUGUAAUUUUAGCUAAUUUAAGUAAAAAAGUUACCGAAGAGACCUGCGACCGUCUAGUCCGUGGAGGUCUAAUGCAAUAUGUAUUAGACAUUUUUGAUACAAAAAACUACUCUUCAAAUAAAACGAAAAGGAAAAUAUUUGCUUCUGCUCUUGACUUCCUUGUACAUAUAUCAGCCACUCAUAACGGACGUAUUGGGUUGAAAAAGUCAAAUCGACUAAGCGUUUUGUAUACGUUUGGCAGUACUUGUCCAAUUAAUCAAAUUUAUAAUUCCACUAUUUCAAAGUUAUGCACCAUCAUUAAUAUCUGCACAGACAAAAUUAUUUUACCACUUUCUUCUACACAAUCUUCAUUUUUCUUCAAUUUAGGAGACACAACGAUUGGUGAUACUG